GACACGGCCCGGCCCGGCGACAUGGCGGCGCCCGGCAGGUGCUGCCUGCGGAGACUUCUGGCUCAGUUUCCCAGCUAUAUUUUUCCCAAGAUUGAUCAACGGACCUCAGUAGUUCCCUGCCUUGGAAACAUACCGCUAUCCAUUAGACCCUAUGCUGCUGCUAAAACUGCAAAAAAAGGUUCAAAGGAUACCAAGCAGAAAACUUCAGAUGCAGAGCCAGCAAAAAAAAAGAACACUUACAGACGAAAGUUAGCAAGCAAGCCAGUGGAUGAUGUGUAUUUAACAUGGUUGUAUGAAAGGCCAGUCUAUGAGGCCGAGGUGGCUGUGGACAUGCUGAAGAAGUUUCAGCAAUUGGACUUCACUUACCCAAAACAACAUGUAUAUGCUAACAUCACUCUGGAUAUGAUGCUAGAGAAGAAGAAAAAAGUGGAUCAGUUUGUUGGCACCAUUCUUCUACCAUAUCCUUUUGUAACUGAAAUCAAUAAAGUUAUGGUAUUCACAGAGAAAGCAGAAGAAAUUAAAAUAGCAAAAGAAAAUGGAGCUGCUUUUGCAGGAGGGACUGAAUUAAUCGAAAAGAUUUUGGAUGAUGAAAUCAAUGCAGAUUUUUACAUAGCCGUUCCUGAAAUAAUAGCAAAGCUGCUACCUUUAAAAAACAAACUAAGAAAAAAAUUUCCGAAGACUAACAGAAAUUCUCUGGGCCGUGACAUUCCAAAAAUGCUGGAACUCUUUAAAGCGGGCCAUGAGUAUGUGGUAGAAGAGGAGAAUCUUAUCGAGACAAGAAUAGCAACGCUGGAUAUGCCUAAUGAACAGAUAGUUGCCAAUCUGGAUGCAAUUAUUAAGGAUGUCUGUACGUACAAGCCAUUGAGCUAUGGCCCAUUUGUGCAACGCUUGAUUAUUCGAAGUUCAACGAGUGAAGGUUUAAAACUAAAUCUCAAGCGUUUUCUCCCUCAAGUAGAGGAAGUGGACAAAGAAGAUGUUAAAGAAACAGAAGCUCCAAGAUAGCCUAUCAGUGUAUUAUACUGCAAAUUCUCUUAGCAUUUUAUGUUCAAGAAUCUCCAGGA
This is a messenger RNA of Emys orbicularis (European pond turtle), 1061 nucleotides long. It is a transcript of the gene MRPL1, whose product is annotated as mitochondrial ribosomal protein L1. The record is from RefSeq and is a predicted model, not a curated record. The transcript has 9 exons. NCBI's taxonomy places the organism in Eukaryota, Metazoa, Chordata, Testudines, Emydidae. Bases 22 to 1002 code for a protein of 326 amino acids.